Oreochromis aureus is the source of this 2889-nucleotide messenger RNA. It is a transcript of the gene iffo1a, whose product is annotated as intermediate filament family orphan 1a. The transcript has 10 exons. Lineage: Eukaryota; Metazoa; Chordata; Actinopteri; Cichliformes; Cichlidae. Bases 275 to 2218 code for a protein of 647 amino acids. The record is from RefSeq and is a predicted model, not a curated record.
GGUGCCCUGCUUUCAGAAUGAGUACGGUAAUCUGCAGCCGCAGUCAUUCGCUUGUUUAUUCCUGGUCUGUGUCGCACCGCUGAUUCACUGACUUCACCUGAUUACCUGGAGCCAGAGUCGGCGUUUACACCUCGGACUGUAGCGCACAGCUCCUCCGCAUACAGAGGAUCAUCGGGUGUAAUCGAGAAGAGGCUGCUGGGCCAAGUUCCACUUUGGGAUCAUAAAUAUUUAUAUUAAAUUACCUCUCCGUGUGAAUCUAUAAAAGUCUGGGUUCAUGCCGGAUUUUGAGCACUUCAGAUUUUCCUACUCUAGUAUGAAUCCGGUCCUGGAGGAGAGCGGUUUCCUGGCCCCGCAGCAACAACAUCCCCAAAUGCCGAGCCAAACCGAUUACGCCAUCCCAGACCCGGGCUACUUCCUGGGGGACCACGGCAGGUUCGGGCUUGAUGGGCUGUCCGGGCUGGACCUGGGCGCUUUGCCACCGUCGGGCCUCGCCUACCUGCACCUGAGCAGCCCCUUGCACCGCGUCCCCCCGGCGGCCACGGCUCUGCGCAACGACCUGGGCUCCAACAUCAGCGUGCUGAAGACCCUGAACCUGCGCUUCCGCUGCUUUCUGGCCAAAGUGCACGAGCUGGAGCGCAGGAACAAGGUGCUGGAGAAGCAGCUGCAGCAGGCUUUGGAGGGCAACAGCGGGGGCGAUGGACACCAGAAGCCCCUCACUAAAGACAUGGGAGUCCAGACCGGAUUCAUCGGGCCUAUCCCUGCAAGGCCGGGUUUCAUCCCGCUCCUCAACGCCAACAAUUCUGCAUACCUGCCCGGAGGCCUCCUCUCCCCCACUUUGAACCCCCCUCCUCUGUUUGACAACAAAUACCUGAGCACGGAUUCCAACUCCAACCUCACCACCUCCGGCUUCUCCAUCAGCCCGGCUCUGAGUCCCAUGGACCCAACCAAAACCAUCACCAAUAUCAACGAGAAGUACUCCGCUCACACCGGGACAAACACCAACGCUCCCCCACCUCCCCCUCCUCCGCCACCUCGCUUCCUCCCCGGGACGAUCUGGUCUUUCAACCACACCCGCCGCUUUGGCACCGGGAGGGAGUCGUGCGUCACGGGGCCCGGGGUCUCCUGGACGCACCCGGACGGUGUUGGAGUCCAGAUCGACACCAUCACGCCGGAGAUCAGGGCUCUGUACAACGUGCUGGCCAAAGUGAAGAGAGAAAGGGAUGAAUAUAAGAGGAGAUGGGAGGAAGAGUACACAGCCAGAAUGGACCUGCAGGAGAAGGUGGCUGAACUCGAGGAGGACCUGCAGGAGAGCGAGGUGUGUCAGGACGAGCUGGCUCUGAGGGUGAAGCGUCUGAAAGAGGAGCUCGUUCUCUUCAAAGGACUCGUCAGCAACAACCUGUCAGAUCUGGACACUAAAAUCCAGGAAAAGGCCAUGAAGGUGGACAUGGAUAUCUGCCGCCGGAUUGACAUCACCGCCCGCCUCUGUGAUGUCGCCCAGCAGAGGAACUGCGAGGACAUGAAUCACAUCUUCCAGCAGGUGCCCACACCGCCCUCCACUUUGAGCCGCCGGGUCAGGAAACACAGCGGGCAGUCAUCGAAGGGCGGGGACGGAGACGAGCUCAGCGUGUCAGAGAGCGAGGGAGGCGGGGCCAAAAGCGAGGAUUCGUGCAGCACGUCGGCCAAUCAGCUUAAUGAGCAGAUGCAAAAGAUGCUGAACCAGCUGAGGGAGUGUGAGUUUGAGGAUGACUGUGACAGUCUGGCCUGGGAGGAAACCGAAGAAACUCUUCUGCUGUGGGAAGAUUUUCCAGGAUGCACACUGGGAGUGGAAACACAAGGAGAGGAGGAGUCCAUCGAGGAAGUGAUCAAAGACACGGAGUCUCUGUUCAAAUCCAGAGAGAAGGAAUACCAGGACACCAUCGACCAGAUAGAGCUGGAGCUGGCCACAGCAAAGAGCGACAUGAACCGCCACCUGCACGAGUACAUGGAGAUGUGUUCAAUGAAGAGAGGCCUGGAUGUCCAGAUGGAGACCUGCAGGAGGCUCAUCACACAGAGCGGAGACAGGUCCAAGUCCACCUCGCUCAUCUCGCUGACGGUGGAUGACUCUGACAGCGAGGAGAAGGACAGGAAGAAGCCGGCGCUGCCCGCCGACUCAGAGAUCGGCGACUCCUGCUGCGACGUCAACGCCGCCAUCCCACCUCUGACCUGGAGGAAACCCUAACACACGCUUCCUCUGAGGAAGAACAAAGCAGAGCUUCCACACGUCUAAAAUCAUGUCUCUGUGAUUUCUGUCACAUUUUAAGUCUCCAGUGUGAUUUUUACUGAUCGUAAAGUCAGGCCAACAUGGCAGCCGGAGAUUCAGAGCCAAGCGUGGAGGUUUUUACUGCUUUAUAAGGUUCUUAUUGAUGAACCUGUAGUUUGUUUGCAAUUAUUAGUUAUAGUAUAUGAAGUCAUUUUAAUUUAAAAAGCCACAACAGUAAUCGAGUGUGUGUGCGAGUGCUGCCCUCACAUGGUUACUAGCUGUAACUGCACAUCUGGAGGUCAAAACAAAACUUAACUGCACUUUAAAGAAAAGAUGAGAUGCCUAUGAGCUACAUUAUUGUAUUUGCACACCAAGCUCGCCAAAACUGUUGUUUGUAAAAAUGUCUCUAAUGCUGCAGGAUUAAAAGGACGCACACAGGCUGUAAUGCAGAAAGAAAGCAGUUUGCACAGCUCACUGUUCCCACUCUAUAUUAAAGUGCAGUGGUUUUAUAUUACACAGUCAUUAGCAGCAGCUUCAAAAUGUUAAAGCUCACGUUUAAUUUGAGUUUUUGAUUAUUUCUACCUGUAGUAAAGACAAAAAUCCAGUGAAAGACCAGCUCGCCUUAAACCGAUUUCCAGGAUUCUGGGGGG